CCCCAAAGCGAAAGCCGCUUUGCAAAUCAGUCGCAAAAAGUACGUCGCCAGAACGCAAAAACGAUAACUGGCCCGCUGCAAGAUAGCAAAAUUUGUAACAAAGUAACCAAAAAGGAAAUAAAUAAAAAGUUCAAAAUAAAAACAAAUUAAAUAGAUUUGAAAUUGUUAAAGGCAGCCAGAAAAUCUAGACGUGGUUUUUUUCGUAGGUAGCCACAGCAACGCGUUACGGGAGCAACGAACGGAGGCCAGAGCAGAGAAGGGAAAGACGAGAGACGGGAAAGAAGCAGCUGUAGGAGCAGGAGCAGAAGCAGAAGCAGGAGCAGGAGCAAUAGGAGCAGGAACAGCAGUUCGCGUAGAUCAGGAAGUUGAUAAGCGGAAGCACACAAUUUACUAAGAUGUCAUGGAGAUAUGCGCUACUCAACGACAGAUACAGCAGCAGCAUUGGUGAUAGAUAUAGUCCGCACUAUUAUCAGUCACCCAGCCGCUUGGAAACCUCAGAACAGACCACAGGACGCCAACUACAGCGCGUGCUACACUAUUCGAUGGCUCCAUGCCGUAGUCUCCCAGGUCUGAGACGGGCCGAGUGCGCCAUACACGAUGUUGACUGUGAUGAAGUCUAUCCGGGCAUUUACAUAGGCGAUGCCGCGGCGGCUAAAAACAAAACCUAUUUGAGGAUGAUGGGCAUCACACACGUUUUAAAUGCCGCGGAGGGUUGUCGUUAUGGCCAGGUCGAUACUGGGCACAGUUAUUAUCGGGAUAUGCCAAGUGUUAGACGCCAACAUAAGGAUUGCUUUUUUAGAUAUAUGGGAUUCCCCAUGAUUGAUGCCCCCACAACAGACAUUUCCCGUUAUUUCUAUGUGGCAGCUAAAUUCAUUGACAGCGCCAUCAGCAGUGGCGGUAAAAUCCUGGUACACUGCCUGGUGGGCAUGUCGCGGUCGGCGACCUGCGUUUUGGCCUACCUGAUGAUUUGCCGUAAAAUGUCCGCCGUAGACGCGAUACGCACGGUGCGUAUGCGUCGUGAAAUUCGACCAAACGAUGGCUUCCUGCAGCAGCUGGCCGAUCUCGAUAUGGAGCUGAAACGCAAGAAUCUUUAUCCUUACUAAGGAAAUACCAAAUUCAAACCCCCCCCCCCCACCCCUUCCCUUCCUCAACCACAAAAAAUAAACACAGCCUCCAACACAACCAAAGAGACACACAUACAAAACUAUCUAUGUUAAUGAAGAAGUUCAAACUGAGGGAGAUUAAGAAAGAAACACAAGUGCUACGUUUAUUCAUGAUCCUGAAAUCAUGAACUAAAAUUGUGAGUUCAUGUAAAGCAUACGUGUAAACGUUGUCAAUACACACACAUAUACUAUAUACCCCACAUUACACACACACACACAACAAGAAAAAGCGUUGUUCUAAACUAUUUAUAAUGAUAAAACUAACGACUUAAUGGUAACUUGGUCUUCUGAUUAAAAUAAAACCAAACAAAAAAAAAAAACAAACUAAAAACUGUUUAAAACUGAUCAACUGUAUAAUGAUAUAUAUACACACACAUGAAUAUAUAUAGUUAAACAUAAUUGGCCAUACUUCCAUAUAGUAGGAAACAAGUUACACUCGAAACUCUACAGAAUACAUAGCGACCUAGGCGUUACGAACCACCAUUCGCGAUCUUCAACAAUAAAUCACGUAACUUCAAAAAUCGAGCUGACAUUUUACCAUAUGAUAUAUGUAUGGUAAGUGUAUGUGCAGACUUAUGCAUAUAUAUAAAACCUAUACAUACAUCUUUAUAUACAUGUAUUCCUAUAAAAUGACUUUUUUUGUAUGCAAAACUCUUUCGAUUUAUGGUUCAUCUCCUACCUGCAUGUAGCCCAUAUACGAACACAUACAUAUACAUAUACAUAUAUAACAUACUAUUUGUAUGUGCAUAUGUAUGUGCGUACAUCUAUAGCUAAGAGCAUAUGUACUUAGGCGUUUAAGAAGAGCUGAAACAAAAAA
Molecule: messenger RNA, 1980 nt
Organism: Drosophila innubila
Lineage: Eukaryota; Metazoa; Arthropoda; Insecta; Diptera; Drosophilidae
Product: dual specificity protein phosphatase 3
Exons: 7
Coding region: 396-1103 (235 amino acids)
Biological process (GO): protein dephosphorylation; negative regulation of MAPK cascade
Cellular component (GO): cytoplasm
Molecular function (GO): MAP kinase phosphatase activity; protein tyrosine/serine/threonine phosphatase activity
Source: RefSeq, a predicted model, not a curated record